AUGGUCCAUGAUGCUAUGUUGAGCCAUCAGUGGCGCGACCGAUGGCAAGCUCACAGCUACAUCAGCAGAACAUUUCCUGAAUUGUCAGCCAGCCCGGAGGAUUUGGUGCGAGCGGUCAGUGAAGCUACUUGCAUGGCCUCCCGGGAUAAGAUGCCGAAGGUCUUCCUAGCAUCUCUUUCAGUGCUGGAUGAGCUACUAUCAGAUGCGCGUGUGGAUGAGAUCAGCGCCGACGACUUCCGCUCGCUGCUGCAAUCCGAUCACGGGGAUAUGAUCCAAUUGUUGCUUGAUCAAACGGACGUGGGUGGUGGCUCUAGCAACGCAACAUCUCCUCAGCAGGCUGCAGCAGCCUCUCUUUGCUCUUGUGUUUUGCAUGGCCGGAUCUCUUUGGACGAAGCUGCAUUGCCUUUGCUGCUGCGGAUUGAAGAAAGGCUUCAAACUCUAGCAGCCAAAAGCGAUGCAAAGGAGGCAAAGACGCCGAAAUGUUUGGCUGCAAAUUUGAAAUUGUUGGGCCGAAUCAUCACCAGCUUCGGACUUCAGCAAUCUGGCCUUUGUCGUCGAGCUUUGGUGCUGCCUUUGCUACUUCGAGCCGCUGCUUCUGAGCAUUCAAAAGUCAGAGCUGCUGCGGGCGAUGCCUUUCUUCAACUCUUAGCCUUGAGUGGAGGUAUCGAGGAUCGUUUGUGGAGCUUGCUUCCAGCCAAGGCACAGAAGCGGGUGCAAAGCUUGGCCAGUGGACACGAAGGGAUCCCUUUGCUGAGUGCCGUGGCUUGUGACGAGGAUGCCAUGAGCAAAGACGACAUCUUGGCUGAGGAUCCUCGUUCGAGCGAGCUGGUUUGCGUGUCUGAGUUGAGUCCACAGGUAUGGGCAGCACUUCAAGCGGGCAUGAAUAUCACCAAGGGGGCAACUCCAAAGUCUCCGAAGGCCCCCAACACAGAUGAAGUCUUUGCGGAUGAUAUGGCAGCUGAUGCUUUGAGCACAGCCAUUGCCAGCAAAAACUGGAAGCAGCGUGCUGAGAGCAUCAACAAACUCUUUAAUGACUUGGCCACAGCAAGUGAAGGAGUGAAAUUGCUGAAGGAUUCAGAUGAAGGAACAUCUGGUGGGCCUUUGCUAUCUCAAUAUGUGCUUGGAGGAUUGCGAAUCUCGCUGUUGCAAGCACAUCUCUCUAGCCUCCUUUGUGAUACGGUCACAGCCGUCUUUGUAAAUGCAGCUGAUUUGCUGUGCUUGGUUUGCAGCCAGGUUCCCUUGUACAUUGCACCACUUUUUCUUGAGCCACUCCUACCAGCGCUCUUCGGGCGCUUGCUGGACACAAGUCAGAAGGUUCGACAAAAGUCGGCUGAGACCACCUUAGAGGUUUGCAGCCUACACAGCUCUGCCUUGAGUGAAAUGGUGGCCCAAUGCGUGUCCAGCGGUAGCGCAUGGACUUCCACAGACCGGAGUGGUACAGACCGCAGCACCGGGCCUCGCUUGCAGCUGUUGGGGCAGAUGGUGAGGCGGAUGCAUGACAGAGACUCCACACGAGUUUGGGCGGACGAGACCUGGAGCACCUUAGCUGACUAUGCUAUGAAGGCAUCUGAGAACAAGAGUGCAGAUGUACGAAAAGAGGCCUCAAACUUAUUGGAGGGUAUGGCCAAUGUGAGAGGCCGUGCCAGUGAAAUUGCGGAACAGGCUGCCACUCAGUUGAAGGCUAUGGCAGAGGAAAGAGCCAAACAGAAAAUGAGGCCAGGCACCGGCGUGAGGCCCCUCACUGGACGCGUUGGCACAGGAGGUUCUCGCCCGGGCACUGGAGCUUUGGGUGGUUCAGGCCGCCUUUCCUUCAACUCCAGUGGCAGGCUGAGCACUGCAAACCGUUCUGGAAGCUUGAGACCCGGCACAGGUCGACCUGGCACUGGCCUGAGCAGGAGCGGGACAAUGACGUUGGAGGAGGAAAGUGAUAAUUCUCUCCACAGUGAUGCCGAGAUUCAAGCUGGUGAUGAAGGGGUAAAAUUCUUUGACAUGAAGAAUGCUUGCGGUGGGGCUGAUGAGGUCCCAGAGCUGGCAGAAGGAGAGGCUGCUCUGAAGGAAGCCUUACCUUUGGCUGAGGCCUUGGAUGAAGACUUUGUCGCGCCUCUCAUUGCACUCUUCGGCGAGGGCUGGACCAGGUGCUUCUACAGCCGCAACUGGCAGUGCCGAGUGGCAGCGUUGACUCACUUGUCCGCCAUCAUGGCCCAGCGCUUGGAGGAUGUGAGUGAUGUUCCCCUGGCUGAACUCUUGGACGGCUGUAUGCGUGCAGUCCAUGAGGGGCUGGGCGAUCAGAACGUCCGCGUUUACGCCGAAGCCUGCAUGGCGGUGACAGCCAUUGUUCCCUCCUUUUGCGGAACUGUGGAUGGGCGGUUGCUUGUGGCGCACUUGGCCCCAUUGCUCCGCCAACUUUGUGCACGCAUGGGGGAUUCGAAGGAGGUGGUCCGGACACAAACGACGCAAGCGAUGUUCCGGUUGCUCAGUCCGCCAACCGGAAACAUCGUCAGCCCUGUGGCCAUCGCGAUGCUCAUUUUGCGCCAUUUGAUGCCAAGCAAGGAAGAAGGUGACUCUCCGCUUGCAUCAGUGAGCAAAGGCGCAACAGGAAAAGGAGCAGUGACGGGAUGGCUUUGUCGCUUGAGUGCAUUGCGGGAGCUGUGCAAGGAGUAUUCCAAGAUGAUCGUGCAACAGCCGGGUAGCACAAAUCCAGGUGAGUGGCUCAGGCUGGCAGAUGGGCUGAAACAUGCCGACCCAUCAGUAAGGCAUCAAUCUGUGCGCCUGUACACACUUGUUUGCAAGAUGCACCUGAAGUCGUUGGGUGAUGAGGAGGCUCAGAGAUCAGCUCGGGAGGUUUGGGUUGCAGCUUUGCCGAAGGAUCUGCCAGCCAAGUCCAUUGCACAAGUUCGGCGAUACCUUAAGCUUCCUGAAGCCUCGCCAAAGAGUUCGGAAAGCUCUCAGCCCAAGAAGUCUCACCUUGGAAUGACCAUUGCGUGUCUCCAUUGGGAGGUUCCAUACAGCUUGGCUCGAACAGCAGGCUGCAGCCUUGAGGUCUUGGGCGCGCUGUCAAUGCCACAGAGGGGAGACGAGAAGGCAGUAAUUACCGCACUGAAGGCUUUAGGCAAAGUUAAGCAAGAAAAAGAAGGAUCAGAUGACAUGUUUGCGCACAUUUGCAGGGCAAUCCAGCAAGCAUUGGCUGCCCCAACAGGUGCAGACCGCUACGUGUUCCUUUCCGCAGUGGAGCUGUGCCAAAGUGCUGUUCAGCAGCUGGGUCCGGCUUUGUCUGGCUUGGAUCUCAACAUGGCAUUGGGCAAAGUCUUCCCAACUUUGCUAGAGAGGACAGCUCUUUCAAGCUUGGCUGGUGACGUAAAGGUGGGGGUUGCUUCAGACAAGCUGGUUCAGCAGCUCGCCAAGCAUCCGAAGGUUGGUUGUGAGGCUGUCACCAAGAUGGUUAUUGCCUCCAUCUCUCGAUCAGAGCAUCCAGUUCGGCAGUUAGUGCUACUUCGCACCUUGCUGAGUGACUUUGGCUUGAGACUUUGUGCUCAAAAGGAUGUGGUUGCUUUGCUGCUGACUGCAUUGGGAACCCAGCUUGAGCGAAUCAAUGGUGCCAGAGAGGUUGGAGAAGCCAUCCGACCACAGUUGGUCGGAGUUUUGGCAACCUGCAAGCAGUUCUCAAAUGACACGAUACGCUUUUGCUUGAGCGAAGUGGAGGCCUCUCAGCGGAAGUUGCUUUGCACAGCUUUGGCCGAAAGUCCAGAUCCGCAGCUGAUGGCUUUGGGGGCCACAGCUGCGGAGCAGGAGAGCUUUGAGAGCGCUACAUCCCAAUUCGCCGUGGGCAGCGCAGUCAGAGCUGCAUCCCGAAGCCGUGGCAUGUCCCCCCUCUCAGAGCCCUCGUCCAGCAGCGCCCCACGCCCUGCAGUGCUCUCAAGACAUACAAGCCGUUCCAAUCUAGGCAAUUCUUCCGGGAAGCCACCAGAAGUGCCCAUCCGAAGGUUGGACUCGCAAAAGAUUGAGAAGGAGAGGGACAAGGAAUCCUUUGCCCGAGAGGCCUCACCACGCUCUAGCAGCACCAGGCGAAGAAGGCGGAUCGAUUGUUCUCCUCAGCAACCGCCCAGAGGGCCAAGGAUUCCAUUGAAUCAAGGAGGCCUCUCUGAGGCCUCCACGGCCUCCACUGAUUUCCCGUCGGACUCCCCCCGGAAGUUUGGCGGCCGGACGACGGCCAGCACGCCCAACCUGAACAAAAGUUUGGAAGGCUCGCCUCGACCGUGGCCCGCAAAGCCACCAGCCCCAAUGAGCCUCUCGACCGCCCUGAAGGGGGACUCAGCCUCUUGGAAGUUCAGGGAUGCGGAGAAUUGA
Messenger RNA from Durusdinium trenchii, 4344 nucleotides. The record is from the annotation of a GenBank genome assembly. NCBI's taxonomy places the organism in Eukaryota, Dinophyceae, Suessiales, Symbiodiniaceae.